Messenger RNA from Apodemus sylvaticus (European woodmouse), 4985 nucleotides. It is a transcript of the gene Zfpm2, whose product is annotated as zinc finger protein, FOG family member 2. Gene Ontology annotation, cellular component: nucleus. Lineage: Eukaryota; Metazoa; Chordata; Mammalia; Rodentia; Muridae. The transcript has 8 exons. Gene Ontology annotation, molecular function: RNA polymerase II-specific DNA-binding transcription factor binding. The record is from RefSeq and is a predicted model, not a curated record. The coding region runs from base 527 to 3982 and encodes 1151 amino acids. Gene Ontology annotation, biological process: negative regulation of transcription by RNA polymerase II; positive regulation of transcription by RNA polymerase II; heart development.
CUCCCGCAGCAGUGCGAGCGCGGCGCGGCCCGGAGCGGCAGCGGCGGCGCCUGAGUCUCUGCCCGGCAGCCGGAGACACGGGGAGCGAGCGCGCGCCUCCUCUUGCACCCUCCGCCCCUCGCAGCCCGGUUCCCCCUGCGCGCUCUCCUCCCCUCCCUCCUUCUCUUCCUCCUCUUACCCCCACCCCCCCAUCCCCUUCUUCCCCUUUUCUCUCUGCCUGGCCGAUCGCUCCUAGAUUCCCAUCCUCCCCCCCACAGCCCCAUCGCUCUCCCCGUCGCCCCCUCCCCUCUUCCCUGUCACACUCUCUCUGCCCCCUCUCUCGGCCUCUCAUUUGCUUGCUCAUCUCCAAACGUGGAUUCUCGGCUCCCGGAGGAGCCUAGCUCCGGGAUCCCGCGCGCACAGAGCACCUGGAGUCCGGCCGGCGGCGGCCCGAGCUUGGCCAAAGACAGAGGCUGCGACAACCCAGGGAACGGUAGCGGGAACCGCGGACACCGCCGGAACCCCAGCGGCAGCGGCCGCGGCCGAGAUGUCCCGGCGAAAGCAGAGCAAACCCCGGCAGAUCAAACGGCCGCUGGAAGACGCCAUCGAAGAUGAGGAAGAAGAGUGCCCAGCAGAGGAGGCCGAAGUCAUCGCCAAAGGAGACUUUCCGUUGGAGGAAAGCUUUCCCACAGGCUUUGCGCCAGAAAACCUGAGCUGUGAAGAAGUGGAGUUCUUUUGUAACAAAGGUGACGACGAAGGAAUCCAGGAGCCAGCAGAAUCAGAUGGGGACAGCCAUUCAGACAAACCAGGGCAGCCUGAAGUAGAGACAGAUGACUGGGAUGGACCAGGGGAGCUAGAAGUGUUUCAGAGAGAUGGGGAAAGGAAGAUUCAGAGUCGGCAGCAGCUUCCUGUGGGAACAACCUGGGGCCCUUUUGCUGGGAAGAUGGACUUGAACAAUAAUUCCUUGAAGACGAAGGCUCAGGUCCCCAUGGUGCUGACUGCUGGUCCCAAGUGGCUUCUGGAUGUGACUUGGCAAGGAGUGGAGGACAGCAAAAACAACUGCAUCGUGUACAGCAAAGGGGGUCAACUGUGGUGCACCACAACUAAAGCCAUCUCAGAGGGCGAAGAACUCAUUGCCUUUGUGGUGGAUUUUGACUCGAGGCUACAAGCUGCUAGUCAGAUGACUCUUACAGAAGGGAUGUACCCGGCCCGCCUGCUGGACUCAAUUCAGCUGCUUCCUCAGCAAGCUGCCAUGGCUUCUAUUUUGCCUACAGCUAUUGUCAAUAAGGAUAUAUUCCCUUGCAAGUCCUGUGGCAUCUGGUACCGGAGCGAGCGGAACCUGCAAGCCCAUUUGAUGUACUACUGUAGUGGGAGGCAAAGAGAAGCUGCUCCAGUGUCUGAAGAAAAUGAAGACAGUUCGCAUCAGAUUUCCAGCCUGUGCCCCUUCCCACAAUGCACCAAGAGCUUUUCCAAUGCUCGGGCUCUAGAAAUGCACCUGAAUUCACACAGUGGAGUGAAAAUGGAAGAGUUUCUGCCCCCUGGGGCGAGCUUAAAAUGCACGGUCUGUAGCUACACUGCUGAUUCUGUGAUCAACUUCCACCAGCACCUGUUCUCCCAUCUCACUCAAGCUGCCUUCAGAUGCAACCACUGCCAUUUUGGCUUCCAGACCCAGAGGGAGUUACUACAGCACCAGGAGCUCCAUGUCCCCAGUGGCAAACUUCCCAGAGAAAGCGACAUGGAGCACUCUCCAAGUGGAACGGAAGACAGCUUACAGCCAGCCACAGACUUGCUGGCCAGAAGUGACCUCGCCCAGAGCCAAAAGGCCAUGCCGACUAAAGAUGCGAGCUCAGACACAGAGCUGGACAAGUGUGAGAAAAAGACUCAACUCUUUCUUGCCAACCAGAGACCAGAGAUACAGCCUGCGUCAAACAAGCAAAGCUUCUCUUACACAAAAAUAAAGUCUGAGCCCUCCAGUCCCAGACUUGCCUCGUCCCCAGUGCAACCCAACAUCGGGCCCUCUUUCCCUGUGGGACCUUUCCUGUCUCAGUUUGCUUUCCCCCAAGAUAUCACGAUGGUCCCUCAGGCUUCAGAGAUCUUAGCCAAGAUGUCCGAGCUGGUGCACCGACGGCUGAGGCACGGGAGUAGCAGCUACCCUCCUGUAAUUUACAGCCCUUUGAUGCCCAAAGGGGCUACGUGCUUUGAGUGUAACAUAACAUUCAAUAAUUUGGAUAACUAUCUAGUUCAUAAAAAGCACUACUGCAGCAGCCGCUGGCAGCAGAUGGCCAAAUCCCCGGAGUUUCCCAGUGUUUCUGAGAAGAUGCCCGAGGCUGUGAGUCCUAGCACCGGCCAGACUUCCAUAAACCUUCUCAAUCCAGCAGCUCACUCGUCGGACCCAGAGAAUCCACUUCUUCAAACAUCCUGCAUCAACUCUUCCACCGUUUUAGAUUUGAUUGGGCCAAACGGGAAAGGCCAUGAGAAGGACUUUUCCACUCAAGCCAAAAAGUUGCCCACCUCCAACAGCAAUGACGACAAAAUAAAUGGAAAGCCCGUUGAUGUGAAAAAUCCCAGCGGUCCCUUAGUGGACGGGGAAAGUGACCCAAAUAAGACUACCUGUGAAGCUUGUAACAUCACCUUCAGCAGGCACGAAACCUAUAUGGUCCACAAACAGUAUUACUGUGCAACACGCCAUGACCCUCCGCUGAAGAGGUCUGCUUCCAACAAAGUGCCGACCAUGCAGAGAACCAUGCGCACACGCAAGCGAAGAAAGAUGUACGAAAUGUGCCUACCCGAGCAGGAGCAACGGCCGCCCCUGGUCCAGCAGAGAUUUCUUGAUGUAGCCAACCUCAGCAAUCCUUGUAGCUCCACUCAAGAGCCCACCGAAGGGCUAGGAGAAUGCUACCACCCGAGAUGCGACAUCUUCCCAGGAAUUGUCUCAAAGCACUUGGAAACGUCGUUGGCCAUGAACAAAUGUGUUCCGGUUCCUAAAUGUGACACGACCCAUUCCAGUGUUUCCUGUUUGGAGAUGGAUGUUCCCAUAGACCUCAGCAAAAAGUGUUUAUCGCAGUCUGAGCGGACGACAGCAUCUCCUAAGAGGCUACUAGACUACCACGAGUGCACCGUGUGCAAGAUCAGUUUCAAUAAGGUCGAGAACUACCUGGCCCACAAGCAGAAUUUCUGCCCUGUCACUGCACAUCAGCGUAAUGACCUGGGUCAGCUUGAUGGCAAAGUGUUUCCGAAUCCAGAAAGUGAACGGAACAGCCCGGAAGUCAGCUUUGAAAGAAACCUGAUCAAAUGUGAGAAGAAUGGGAAUCCAAAGCAGCCUUCUCCCAACGGAAAUUUGUUUUCAUCCCAUUUGGCAACCUUGCAAGGCCUGAAAGUCUUCAGCGAAGCGGCUCAGCUCAUUGCUACAAAAGAAGAAAACAAACAUUUGUUUCUCCCCCAAUGCCUUUAUCCUGGAGCAAUAAAGAAGGCGAAAGGAGCUGACCAACUUUCUCCCUACUACGGCAUAAAGCCAAGCGAUUAUAUCGCUGGUUCUCUCGUCAUCCACAACACUGAUGUCGAACAAAGCACAAAUACAGAAAAUGAAUCUCCUAAAGGCCAGGCCUCCUCAAAUGGGUGUGCCGUGCCCAAGAAGGAUUCUCUGCCAUUGUUGCCCAAAAACAGAGGCAUGGUCAUAGUGAAUGGUGGACUGAAGCAAGAUGAAAGACCUACAGCCAACCCACAGCAAGAGAACAUUUCCCAGAAUGCCCAGCACGAAGAUGGCCACAAAUCCCCUUCGUGGAUCUCUGAGAACCCGUUAGCUGCAAAUGAGAAUGUCUCCCCAGGAAUUCCCUGCGCAGAAGAACAGUUGUCUAGCAUAGCAAAAGGUGUGAAUGGCUCCACCCAGGCUCCCAGCAGUGGGAAAUACUGCCGGCUAUGCGAUAUCCAGUUCAAUAAUCUUUCGAACUUUAUAACUCACAAGAAGUUUUAUUGCUCAUCGCAUGCAGCGGAACAUGUCAAAUGAACUAACUGAGUUACUAAAGAAAGCAGUCACCUUUGGUACCCGUGUUUAGUAUGUUCUUCUAAACAGUCCAGAAAACAAAGACGCUGUUUGAAUUACAUCUGGCAAUCAGGAGAUAAUUCAUUAUGGCUGAGUUGAAGACUUAAGGUGUAAUUUCAUUACAGGCCAUUAGUAAAGUGUAUUAUUGGUGCCAUUUUCAGAAAAAAAAUUAAUUUAUUUUACCAGCAGUAUUCAUAGCUGUGGUUAUGUUAUUUUUAUUUAAAAACUUUAUAUUAAAGUCGUUUGUAAUGUUACUGUAUAGUUAUUGUGUAGCACAUAUGGUUUGCACUGUAUAGUAGCUUUUAAAGAAAAUAGUCACAAACAAUACAAAAGAGCAUUUUAGAAAUAGCUUCAAAAGCACUUGUGUAUCCUGAUUUUUUCUUAUAUGCUGUUGCAGAUAUAUGUAUAUGCUAAAAUAUAACCUGCAAACAUGUUCUAAAUACACAUGCUAUAAGUUCGCCUUAAGAUUUCAAUUCUUGGAUAAUCAGGCUCCAAUUGCACUUUAUAUUUUAGCAGAUACAGUCUCUUAGUCAUUAGGCUUGGCAUUCGUAUGUAGCCGUAUAUUUCUGUCCAUUUUCUCAAACUGAAACAUGUAUGUUAAACGAAGACGGCAUUUCUUUCCUGUAUAGUACUUGUAUUUUUCUUUCGCUGAUGCAGCCCUGUCUCAAUUUUUAAACCUUUGCUGUUAAAUGCAAUACUUUAUAAAGAAUGAACAAAAUUACUGGAAGCAGUAUUGUCAGUAACGGAGUAGUAUUAAUCAGUUUUAUCUUUUGAAAGGCACAGUCUAAAUCGAACCCCUAAACUCAAUGCUGCAAGUAUGAAUUUAAUUCAUAUAUAAGAUCUAUUUAAAUAUAAGAGUAGCAAUACUGCACCUGGUGAUCACAAAGAUAAUGUUCUACUUCUGAUAGAAAUAAUUUCUCAACAAAUGUUGUUACUAUGCAUGUACAUGGAUGGAAUAAAAUUCCAA